AAAAAUGGGAGAGAGGGUGAGUGGAGAGAGGUAGAGACAUGCCUGUACUUCCUCUCCGCCCCUUCUCGAACACACAGUGGGUAACCCCACAGUGAAGGCUUUGUCCCACUCAUUGUCAAAGGCUUAAGGAGCGUCUUUGCCAAAGUGAGAGGCUUUGCAGACAUAUGUCACUUCAGCGAGUCUCCUGUCGCUCCUUUAGCCGCUUGAGUGGAGGGGCGGGCAGGGAGGCGUGUCUGAGCGCCGGGAGAGGAGCAGCGUGAGGUGGAGAGUGAAGGACAUGUCAAAGAUACUGGUUCAGAGAGAGAGAGAGAGAGAGAGUUGGUGGAAUGAUCCCCUCACCGUCCCGUCCUGAACUUUUUCUGUGGACUUUUUUUUUUUUUUAAUUUUGCGUAGUCCAGCUGCUUUGCUCCUCUGCUAGAGGUGGACUUUACAUGUAGAAUGACUCUAAAAGCUGUCCUCUGUGCCUUAAAAGCUUCAAGUGACGGCAGCUGAUCUGAAUCGACGUACCACCACCCCCCCCCUCCGAGCUGCAGCGUCUCCUGAAAACCACCGGAGGGGUGAUGAGCCUGCAGCUGAUCCUGCUUUUGGCCUUGACCUCCAGGGCUGCAGGCCUCAGCAUCCCCCUGGAAGUGCCACAGCCUCCGACCAUCAUUUCCCACACAUCCAGUCCUGUUAUCGCCUUUCCUUAUGACAGCAGUGUUUCUAUCAGGUGUGAAGCCACAGGCAACCCACCACCAGAAUACAGAUGGACAAAAGAUGGACAAGACUUCACCCCUCCCCAACCCACGACUACCAAAACAGGCAGUUUUGUGGUUUACAAUAAGCAGUUUGCCCAGUUCCAGGGUAAAUACAGAUGUUUUGCUUCCAACACGAUGGGAACGGCUAUGACAGAGGAGAUUGAACUCAUAGUUUCCAGUGUCCCAAAGUUUCCAAAGGAGGCCAUUACUUCCAUCGUUGUUAAUGAAGGUGAUCCAAUCAUCCUGAAGUGUAAUCCUCCUGAAGGUUUACCUCCACGUCAGAUCCACUGGAUGUCUGUUGAUCUCCAACAUAUUGAACAGGAUGAGCGAGUUACCAUGGGAAUCGACGGCAAUCUGUACUUCGCUAACGCCUUACAGAACGACAGUCGCCAGGACUACUGUUGUGUUGCCGCCUUUGCCAGAAUUCGCACCAUCGCCCAGAAAACCCCCAUGAUUGUCGAAGUCAAGAGAAGUAUUGCUGAGCCCCCAAUGAGGAUACCCAGCCUCCUGCUGCCCUCUGGUGUUCAGACAGAGGUAGUGCUGUUGAAGGGAAAGGAGCUGCAGCUUGAGUGUCUACCUGCAGGACUUCCCACACCACAGAUCGAAUGGAUGAAAAUGGGAGGCAGUCUGGCCGAACGAGCACAAUUUGACAAAUUUGGGAAAAUGUUGAUCAUAUCUAAUAUAGAAGAGAGUGAUGAGGGGAAAUACAUGUGCAAAGCCAAAAACCCUGCAGGAGAAGCAGCCCACUACUUUGAUGUGAUAGUGGAAGAGCCGCCAAAGUGGCUGACGGAGCCUCCUCGGAGCCAGCUGACUGUGAUUGGGACUGAAGUUCACAUCAAGUGCUCGGUCAGUGGAAAACCACCGCCAGUCAUAACGUGGAGGAAGAAUGGGGAAAUUUUCAGAGAUGACCCAGUGAGGAGGAAGUAUGUGCUGGAUGACACUGUGGAGCUUCACAAUGCUUCACCAGAGGACAGUGCAGUUUACCAGUGUGAAGCCUCCAACCAACAUGGAAGCAUCCUGGCCAACGUUAACAUCAUGGUCAUGAAUAUGGCUCCUUUGAUAUUAACAAAGAACCACCAGUAUGAUGUAGUGGAAGGAGGUGACAUCAUUUUAAACUGCAGUGUUUUUGGAUCUCCAUCACCUGAAGUAUACUGGGUCAGAAAUGAGACUUUACAAACCACUGAGGGGGAGCGUUAUGUUCUUCACCAGAACAAAUCCCUGCAAAUCUUCAGGGCAGAAAAAGACGACAGCGGGCAGUAUGUGUGUGUUGCCUCUAACUCGGAGGGCAGGUCAGGGCUCACUGCUGUGCUGGAUGUGAAAGAUCGUACAAAAAUAUUCAACCCUCCUCAGGACGUGCAGGUCGUCAGUGGGACAGCAGCUCAACUAAUGUGCAAGGCAGAGUGUGAUAAAAGCCUUCAGGACACCUUUGAGGUGAUGUGGAUGAAGGAUGGAGAUGAGAUCCCACUUUCCUCAAAAGAAACUUCAAAAUACUCUGUGGGUGAAGACAUGCUGCAGAUCAUGAAUGUGGGUUUGAGUGACCAGGGAAUGUACACAUGCAUUGUAAGAACGAGUCUAGAUGAAGAUAAAGCCACUGCACUGCUCACGGUACUGGAUGUUCCCGAUGCUCCUACAAAUUUAGAAUUAUUAGUGCUGAAGAGUCCUAAAAAUGUUCGCCUGUCGUGGAUACCUGGAAGUGACCACAACAGCUCCAUUACAGAAUUCAUAGUAGAGUAUGAGGAGAGCCAGUGGGAGCCAGGCAGGUGGAAGCAUCUACAGAAAGUCCCUGGUAACCAGGCAACGGCCGAGCUGGUACUACACGGACACCUUAACUACCAGUUCAGAGUGUACGCUGUUAAUACUGUCGGACCCGGACCCCCCAGUGAGCCCACGGAGACAUACAAGACCCCUCCUGCUGCUCCUGACAGAAACCCAGAAAACAUUAAAAUUCAAGGCCAUCUCCCUCAUCAAAUGGACAUAAGCUGGGAGCCGCUGCUGCCCAUCGAACACAACGGUCCAGGCCUUGAGUACAAGGUGAAAUAUAGAAGACUAGGAGUGGGGGAUGAGUGGAAGGAACAUCUGGUCAAAAGACACUCCUUUGUGGUGAGGAACACGUCCACUUUUGUGCCCUACGAGAUCACAAUUCAGAGCAGGAACAGUCACGGUUGGGGACCUGAACCUAAAGUUGUCACAGGUUACUCUGGAGAAGACGUUGUUUUUUGGCAUUGUCUGAAGGAAAAUGUGUCAGUUCCUACCGCAGCACCGCAGGAUGUAGCAGUGGAGGUGAUCAACACCACUGUUCUGCGAGUUAGCUGGACCCCGGUUCCACCUGCCACAGUGCGAGGUCAUCUAGGGGGAUACGAUGUUCACUGGGUGAGAAAACGAAGCCUGUUAAACCUCAACAGGAGUUUAGAUGAACGCCAGUCUCUGUCCUUUCCGGGGAAGAGGAGUCACGCCUUUGUGCCGGGCCUUGAACCCUUUUCUGAGUACAGACUCACCGUUAAUGUUUUCAACAAAAAAGGCAAAGGGCCCAACAGCGACCCGGUCACUUUCAACACUCCAGAGGGAGUUCCUAAACAAGUGCCCAUCCUGACCGCCUCUAACUCUCAGAAAGACUCUGUUUUCCUCGUCUGGGGUCCGCCGCCGGAGACAAAUGGCAUCCUCACUGGUUAUCUGCUGCAGUACCACCUCAUUAAUGAGACCACCCUGGAGGUGGUGGAUUCCCAGGAGAUGAACAUCACUGGAGCUGACACCACCCAGUGGCAGCUCCAGAGCCUGGAGGAGCACAGCCUCUACCGCUUUGACCUCAGCGCCUGCACUCGAGUAGGUUGUGGACCUUCACGUGCACAGGAGAGCUACAUCGCCACUCAGACAGAUUUGUCCCAGACUCCAGCUGUGGCCCCUGUUCAGAGCAACCACAACUGCUCUCAAUCUUUUCCCAGCUCUAUCCCAGGCAAUUCUUCUCAUCUUCCUUUAGUUCCAGCUCUGUUCAACAUAAGCUCGGAUGUGAGUGACACCUUUGCCAAAAUCAGCUGGACUGCCAGAGAAGAGCAGCAGGACUUGCAGCUUUAUGUGGCUUAUAUGAAUAACCGUGAUGGUAACUGGCGGAUUUCAGAGGCUGUAAAUACUUCUCAGAGUUUCCACAUUAUUGAUGGACUCAAACCCGGGACGGUGUACACGGUGCGCCUCAUGGCCAAGAGGCUGCUCGAUAACGGUAGCAUUUUCGAAGGUGUUUUCCAGACCCGAAUGAAAGGUGUGGCCAGUACGCAGAGGAACCUUUCCAGCCAGGGCUGGUUCAUUGGGACCAUGUGCGCCGUGGCCCUCCUCACCCUCGUCGUCCUCAUCGCCUGCUUUGUUCGGAGAAAUAAAGGCGGCAAGUAUGCAGGUACGCCGCCGCGACUGCAGCGACAAGAAAUGCUCUCCAUGGAUCAAGUGAAGGAGAAGGAGGACCUCCACCCUGACGUGGAGUCACCAGGAAUGAAUGAUGAUACCUUCUGUGAAUACAGUGACAGCGAGGAGAAGCCACUGAAGGGCAGUAGCGCGUGCUCCCUGACUGGGAAUGACGCAAUCGGGGACGGUGUCAGCAGAGACAGCCUGGUGGACUACGCCGACGGCGGAGGAGAAUUCAGCGAGGACGGCUCAUUUAUCGGAGAAUAUUCCAGGCCUAAGCAUCGAGGCUCUGUUAGCGAGCCCAGUGGACCCGGCCCAGUCACCGCGUAAAGCCCGGCUUCUGCUGAAACGGUCGACUUCAAAUCCUUUCAAGAUACUUUUAAAAUUCAGCCUCCCUGGCAUUAAAUAUACCCUGGAACAGCCAAGGAAAAAAUGGCUUGAAUGAGCAGAAGAUUUUAAAAGAGGGAGUGAUUUUUGCCAGGAGGCUGGAAAGAGAAGAAUACAGAGUGAAAACCAUGUGUGUGUACAUACUGUAAGAGGAGGAACUGUGUCAUUUGUGUGUUUUUAUGAUGUUAAUAUUGGUGAAAAAUCAGACAAAAUCUUCUGUGAUGUACAUGUUUCAUCUUAAAAGAGUUUCAUUAACCCUUAAAGACCUGCACAUUCUGUUUUCUGUGGUGCCUUCCAGAUGAGGUUUUCUCUAAAAUCUAACCUUCCCUAAGGGAUUUAGUGCAGUUAAUUAUUUUAUCCUCUGCAUUUUGCAUUUUUUUUUUAGUGAAAACCAAGUGUUUUCUUAUACAGUCGCAGAAAAAAUUAUUAGACCACUCCUUAUCUUUCUCAGUUUCUUGUUCAUUUUAC
This is a messenger RNA of Sphaeramia orbicularis (orbiculate cardinalfish), 4979 nucleotides long. Its product is annotated as neural cell adhesion molecule L1-like protein. Gene Ontology annotation, cellular component: plasma membrane; axon. The transcript has 30 exons. Lineage: Eukaryota; Metazoa; Chordata; Actinopteri; Kurtiformes; Apogonidae. Gene Ontology annotation, biological process: brain development; axon guidance; cell-cell adhesion. The record is from RefSeq and is a predicted model, not a curated record. The coding region runs from base 561 to 4454 and encodes 1297 amino acids. Gene Ontology annotation, molecular function: cell-cell adhesion mediator activity.